UCCAAGAGAAAAGUUAAAAUUGGUCAUGCGUCUCUUUCUCCGGACUCCUGGAUAAGGUGUAAAGAAGGCGAAAAAAUCUGCGACUUUAAAGGGGCCUUGGUUUGUUUAAUUAAGCAUAGUGAAGCAGUACAAUGGCAGGCAUUACCCUACAGGAAGUUGGGGGAGACCUGACCAUCAAUAUUCCUGAGGAAGCUACAGUCAUAGGAAGGGGUCAGUUUCUUCAGGUGACAGAUAAAAGAGUUUCUAGAAGUCAUGCUGUUUUGGAAGUUAUUGAUGAUAAACUCUUUAUCACACCAACUCAUACCAAUCCAUGUUUCUUGCGUACAACAAGUUCCAAAGAGCAGAAAGUGCUAACACGAGAGAUCAAGCAAAGUCUGGAGCAUGGUGAUGAGUUUGGACUUCUGCCUGACCAACUGUUUUACAGAGUGGUAUACCCACAAGUUAAUGGGAAAGACAGAGAUGAGGAGAAAAAAUCUGAUGGGGUGACAGAUGGGGUAAAGAAGGCUGAACAAAAUAAUGGCAAGGAAGAUACUAAAUCAACAGAAAAAGUUUCCAAUGGAAGUCCUGAGGACUCUAAGCCUGCAGAUAAUGUCAAAGAUGAUGAAGAGAUCAGUGAAAGUGAUCAGAAAAAGAAAGAAGACAAAGAAGAGAGUGACAAGGAGGAAAAAGAAGAAAAAAGUGAAGACAGUAAAAAAAGUGGUGAAGCUGAAUCUGACCUUGCCAUGCCAGUUGAUAAGCCUCGAGUUUUGCCAGAUUGGAUGGUGAAAGUUGCAGCAUCACCAUCUAAAACAAAGGCUAAUCCCAAAAAAGGGCCAGGUCCAGCAAGCAAAACCCAACCAAAGAAAAAGGUUGAAUCAAAAAAAGAGGAAGAUGAGGACAUGGAGGAAGAAGAAGCAGAGGCCAUUCCUGUAGUUAAUAAAAAAACAAAAGCCAAAGCUAGUGAGGAGGAAGAUGAUGAUGAUGAUGAUGCUAACCAAGAACCUUCAGAUGAUGACUAUGUUCCAGAAAAGACUUCAAGGAAAGGGCGCCGGAAAAGAACAAGUGAUGACAGUGAUGAAGAGCCAAGCGAUGAUGAUGACGAUGAUGACUAUUCUCCUAGAAAGGGCAAAUCUAAAGGUGGUAAAAAAAAUACUAGAGCAAAGGGCAGAGGUAAAAGUAAAAAAGCUGCCGCCCCUGCCAGGAGAACGCCAGCCAGAAAAAGGAGUAAGAAGAAAGGGAAUGAUGACGAUGAUGAGGAAGAUGAGGAUUUUGGGCUUAAAGAGGAGGAAGAAGAGGAGGUGCCAUCAAGGAGGCCUCAGAGAGCAGCAAGACAAAAGAGAGGAAGCUAUGUUGAUGACCCCAUGAUUGAGGAAGCCCUUGAAGACUUUGCAUCAGACAAUGAUGACGAUGGUAAUGAGGACAAAGAUAGUGACUUCCAGGUGGAGGGAGAGGAAGAAUCUGGAAGUGAUUGGGAAAAAAGUAAAAGUGGUUCUCAAAAAAAUAAGGCGGGCAGUAAACCAAGCAGGAGUCGAGGAGCUCCAAAGGGACCAACUAAAAAGGGGCAGGCUAAGAAGAAAGCCCCAAGAAGAUCCAAGAAGUCUGAAAGUGAUGAGGAGGAAGAGAUUGAAGAUGAUGAGCCCUAUGUUCCUAGGCCAUCCAAGAGAAGGGGCGCAGCACUGUCCAAAGAUUCGGAUGAGAGUGAGGAUGGGGCAAAAAAGAAGAGAAAGCGAGAACCUUGUCAGUAUGGGAAGAAAUGUUACAGAAAAAAUCCAGUCCACUUCCGUACAUAUUGCCAUCCUGGGGACUCUAGUUUUGAUGAAGAGGAAGGGGAAGAAGCAUCAAGUCCCAAGGACAUUAUCACAAAGAAAGAUUCCAGUAAGGCUAGCAAAGAUAAACCAGUCAGACCUCAGCGCAGUACAGCAGGUACAAGACUUGUGACACACGGUGAUGAAGGGGAAGAGGAGGAGGAGGAAGAAGACAUGCCAGAAGAUGGUGCACAGCCAUCAGAAGAAUCUGCAGCAGAUGACUCAGACUAUAAUGCUGAACAAGAUAUAUCAUCCGGCAAAAAGGGCUCUAAAAAAUCUGCCAAGGCAGUUAGCAACGAGUCCGACGAUUGAUUCUGUUGUUUCCUAUGUGAAUGAGUGGCUGUUUGACAUAUUUCCUUACAGUGAGCAGCAGAGGUUUGUAUGGAUUCUAUGUUCUGAAAAAUGUCAAUCUAUUGAAGUACAACUCUCAAAAUCUCAAGUUUAACAGAGAACUAAAUAAUGUAGAUAAGCAUCACAUAUAAAUCACACAUGUAAACAUAGCUGGAUAAAACCAUGGCUUGUUUGCGUGAACCCUAACAAAUGAAAACACAACAUUAAAUGCUAAUUAUUUUGGGUAAAUCAUUUUGUCUUAAAUGUAUUCCUACAUUCCUAAUCUUCUAUAUCAGCAUCAAAAGUUCAGUCUCAUGUAUUUCAACAUCUUAAACAGAUGAGUUAGUUUUUAAUGCUAACACAAAAUAAGGAAAGCAUUGGAUAAUUGUUCAUUGCUUUAAUUAUUUUAAUUACUGAUAUCUUAGUGAAAUGAUCUUUGAAAAGAAUUCUGUGAUUACAUUUGCGAAAUCUCACGAAAUGAAAAGUUCUGACCAAACUAGUCAUUGUAAUCUCAUCAGGACUUUUAUUUUUUAAUAAUCUUGGACAUAGGAAACAGUGUGACGUUUCUCUAUGUUGAGUAGUGCUUGUUCCAAACUUGUGUUCUUGUGUUGGUGUUUGAACUGGACAGGUGUUCCCUGGAAGAUAUGUGUUCAGCCUCUAGCAUUGUUGAUAUUUUAUGGUUUCCAUUUUUUUUUAAAAAUAUAAAUGCAUUUUUAUAGUGUUUUUGUAACUGUGUAUAUUCUGUUUUUAUUUUGAUUGUAAAUUUUUAGUUGUUUUUUUAUGUUCAUAAUAUUUCACAGUUGUUGCUGUUUUAAUCUUAGUGGACAUGAGCGCAAAAGUCAAACAUGGAUGUAUUUUUUAGUCAUGAAUAAUUUUUUUUUUUAUGUGAAAAGACGAUACUGCAUAGCAGAGAUUCUUUUCAUCUAUAUCUUAUGAAAAUCAAAUUUGUUUUCUAAGUAAAGAACUUUUGUCUUUUUGACUACCUCACCAUUAGAAGGAAAGAUUUUUUUUUUAUUGAAAAAGGAAAAUCUUGAGAGCAAAAUGCUAUUACCAUGCAAGAAAAUUUACUUGCAAAUUUUAAAAUUACAAAUUUAGUUAAGACAUUGCUAAAGGCUCGGGUCUCUUUAUUAUUAAGAAAUUACUUUUUAUAAGUGCGCUGGAGAAGAAGAGAAAGGAACAUUAAAUCUGAUCAAACACAUUUAAUACUUGCACAUUGUCACUAUGAAUACCUUAUAAAAUAUCCAGUAUUGAUCAAUGCCCUCACACAAAUUGACCAUUCAGUGAUUGCAAACAAAAAAAAAUACUUAUUUCAUUUGCCUCUUUGCUUUGAUACUAACCCUCUAUGCUGUUUUGUUUUUAUUAAUCAGCUCAAAUGUAUUGCUUUUUAUCUCCAUUUCUUCAUAUUUCUAUUUACAUUUGGACAUUUUUGUGAAUGUUUUAUCUUUAACUGAUCAAUAGGCAGAUACUUCAUGAAAACAAGACCACUCCAAACUUACAUGUAAUUUCAAGUAUGAACUUCACUUACUGACAAUAUACCUAGCAGUGUUUAGGAUUCUGUUGCUCUGUGUUAUAAAUGUGAAUUUUUUGCUUCAAGAAGGCAUCAAUUAAAUCUAAUCUCAUGUGAUAAGAAAUGAAUAGCAUGCUAGUAAUAAUGAAUGAAGAUUUCACUGCUGGGGCUGGUGAUAUUAUCAAAUAGGGUUAGGCAAAGUCUUGUACUUUGAAUAAAAUUCUGAUAAAAGAUGGAGGUCAUUGGUAACAAAUGUCAUCCUUGGUGUGGGUACAUGUGAGAGGUAACUAGUAAUUAAAGUGAUUUGAAAUGAUAUUAGCUUGUUAAUUUCUUGAGCUGGAUCUCUUUUGCUUGUAUUCUUUUAGAGCCUUCCUCUCCUUACCUAUUAAUAUUCAUUUGUUUGUCUAGUGACAGGAUUUCUUUGAUUGCUUUAGUGGUGGGUUUCUUUAGUUUUGCAUGCUGUUUAUUUUCUCCUCCCCUAGUUUUAGUGGAGAUACUUUUGAAUCACAAUGACAACACUAAGUCUGGGGUUAAGGGACAAAAACAACUUUAUAAACAUUAAGAAUAAUUAGUUUCAUGGAAUAAAUUUAAUCUAUUUCAUGUUCACAUGGGCCACUCAGUUUUGAAAUUGUAUUGAAUUCACAAUCACUCGAACUUGAGCCUCUUAACUAAUAAUUGGACAGCAGUAAUCAUGAUGCUCUCUUUCUGCCCCAUGUCCACAAGCACAAAAGUAGAUUUUAGAUGACCAUUUGCAUCAUAAUGACCAGUGUUCAGACAUCUUUAUUUGAUUGUGUGGCUAUGUACAUAAACCCCUAUCAUUUCAUUGAUUUGAUUAUUCUGUGUUUCUGUGUAGUAUUGUCUCAUCAUGGACUAGAUAUGUGAGUUUAUAUGUAUCAUAUUUAGAAUGUAAAUGUACUGGAUUCAAACAAAUACAGGCAAAAAAUUAUUA
This is a messenger RNA of Biomphalaria glabrata, 4570 nucleotides long. RefSeq names its product ABC transporter F family member 4-like. Gene Ontology annotation, biological process: double-strand break repair. The coding region runs from base 132 to 2096 and encodes 654 amino acids. Gene Ontology annotation, cellular component: site of double-strand break; nucleus. The transcript has 13 exons. Gene Ontology annotation, molecular function: protein binding; DNA-(apurinic or apyrimidinic site) endonuclease activity; 3'-5' exonuclease activity. NCBI's taxonomy places the organism in Eukaryota, Metazoa, Mollusca, Gastropoda, Planorbidae. The record is from RefSeq and is a predicted model, not a curated record.